UUAAACAUGGGAACAGCGGCACUUGAUGGCAUGGUGUUCAUCGCUGUGGGAAUAUUGGAAGAAUCUGCAACAAGAACGCCGCGAGUUUUAUCGGUUGUUUCUUCGGUUUUAGAGAGAUCCAUUCGAAAGAAUGAGAAAUUAAUUAGGGGAUCAAAGAUGAAAGAUGUGAUUACAAUGUUCCAUGCAUCAGAAGUUCCCGCCUUGAGCAUCAGACGGUAUAUCGAGCGCAUUUUCAAGUACUCAAGCUGCAGCCCUUCUUGCUUUGUUGUUGCAUACAUAUACAUCGAAAGGUUCCUUCAACGCAGAGGGAUUUGUCUUACUUCCCUCAACAUUCACCGCCUUUUGAUCACCAGCAUUGUGGUCGCUGCAAAAUUUAUGGAUGAUGAAUGUUAUAGUAACGCCUACUAUGCCAAAAUUGGAGGUGUGAGCUUAUCAGAGUUGAACAAAUUAGAGAUUGAAUUCUUGUUGAGUCUGGAUUUUAAACUCCAUGUAACGAUAGACACGUUUGGAAAAUACUGUCGGCAGCUUGAGGAUGAAGGUGUUGGAGAGAAACAAAUUAGUCGCUUAAUGAGGGUGUCCAGCAUCCGUGGGGACUGACAAAACAAAACGCCUUUGUGUAUGGUGUUCAGACACCGAAUUUGAUUCAAAUUCAAAUAGAAAAAAUGUAAAAUACAUUAGGGAACCUUGGUUUUAAACUAGUCCUUAAAUUUUACAAUACUAUGUUAACACAACUUCUUUUAAGUAUUACUAUGCCAAUUUUAUCGAACAAUUUGUACCCAAUCUGUGUAGACUUGUGGGUUUUUCCUGAAUAUAUACAAUAAAAUGCACGAUUUGCUAUCUUUUUUUUUUUCUUUCUUUUUUUAGGAUAUUUCUUGUUGAGAGACAAUAAUAUACAAAACUCAUACACACCACUACACAGAUGGACCGGACCCAGCACCUUUCCUCAAGUAAUUAAUUUUGGCAUCUUAUGAAGAUGA
Messenger RNA from Prunus mume (Japanese apricot), 977 nucleotides. Its product is annotated as Cyclin family protein. Gene Ontology annotation, biological process: regulation of cyclin-dependent protein serine/threonine kinase activity. The record is from RefSeq and is a predicted model, not a curated record. Lineage: Eukaryota; Viridiplantae; Streptophyta; Magnoliopsida; Rosales; Rosaceae. Gene Ontology annotation, molecular function: protein kinase binding.